Messenger RNA from Phalaenopsis equestris, 1925 nucleotides. RefSeq names its product protein SPT2 homolog. The record is from RefSeq and is a predicted model, not a curated record. The coding region runs from base 194 to 1600 and encodes 468 amino acids. NCBI's taxonomy places the organism in Eukaryota, Viridiplantae, Streptophyta, Magnoliopsida, Asparagales, Orchidaceae. Gene Ontology annotation, cellular component: nucleolus. Gene Ontology annotation, molecular function: histone binding; DNA binding. Gene Ontology annotation, biological process: nucleosome assembly; regulation of DNA-templated transcription. The transcript is spliced from 10 exons.
CACGCGGACGGCUGAUGCUGUUGGUCCGCAUAAAUUUUAGUAUGCGGUCAUCGGGUGGUUCUCGUCUCCAGCGACGAUAAAGGUCAGAUUUGGGCGAGAGAGUUUCUUUCUUUCGCUUGCCCUGCUUGUUUCGCUUCUGCUAUUCUCAGUUCCAGGUUGUCAGUGUUUUUGUUGCAAUUGACCCAAAGAUUGGAUGACCCAAAUGCUGCGAGAUUAUAGAAAUGGGUUUCAUCGUGGCCAUGAGGAUGAGUAUGAGGAUGAUGAGUAUGAUGAAUAUGAAGAUGAGGGUUCAGAGGGCGAGGAAGAAGGUGAACAAAAACAAGAGGAAGAACGAAAACCGAGCAAGGAAGAGUUGGAGUUCCUCAAGCUAAGGGAGGAGCGUAAGGAGAUGUAUAGGCAGAAGUUGAAGAAACAGAGUGCCAAAGAUUUUGGUCAUUCCAUUCUAUCAAAAACUAGUGAAAGGACAUUGGCUAACACAAAAUUUGGCUCCUUCUUUGGACCGUCUCAACCAGUCAUUGCUUCUCGAGUUCUUGAUGAAAGCCGCUCAAUAAGAGAAACUCAGCAUAUUAUUUCCAAACCUCCCAGUUCUUCCGGGAAUGAAAGAGUUUCUGUCUCUGCAUCCCAAGAGAAAAAGUUUUCUGAACAUCAUCAUCGUCCGAAAGUUAACGAGGUCAAGAGGAAAGUGCAAACUCUAAAAGAUUCGCGGGAUUACUCAUUUCUUUUAUCUGAUGAUGCGGAUUUGCCUGACAACAAGGCGCCGCAGACUACAACGCGGCAUGUUUCUGCACCAAUGACCGAUGCUCGGUCAACUCAGGCAGCAUUAAAGACCAAGAUUCCUACAAGCAAACCAUUGAAAUCUACCUCCAAUGGCCAUGACAUGAAGAAUGCUGUACAGGUAAGUAGACCAAUGCAGACUAAGGUACCAAUGAAAGGGUUUCAUGUGAGCAGGCCACCACCAUCUUCUUCAGAACCUCGAAAAAUACCUGUCAGUAAAGUUGGUGGAAAUGGCCAUAACAGACCUGUAGGGCCUAAACCUUUAGCUGCGCCAUCCAAGGUUUCUGUGCAGUCCAAGGUUCCUGUUGAGGUUAUUGGUACAAACAAACCUGGCUCAAAAUCUAUGAAUGGGUUGAUUUUGAAAAAAAAUAUUUCAACAGCAAAGCCUCAUUCUUCCACUCAAAAUCAUUAUGCUGAGCAAAAGAGACCAAGUCAGGCGGCAGAUAGAGUUAGAGCAGCACCUAAACCAGCAGCACCAAGGCUGACACCACCUUCCUUAAAAUCUCAACCUCCUAAGCCAAUUUCAUCCCAAAAUAUUCGUGAUGAGUCUCAAAAGAAGAAGCCUGUAAGAAGAAGACCAGAUGGAGAUGACGAGGAUGAUGCUAUUCAAAUGAUUAGGAAUAUGUUUCGGUAUAAUCCUAGCAAAUAUGCAGAUAUGGAUGAUGAUGAUGACAGUGACAUGGAAGCUGAUUUUAGUCAAAUUGAAAGAGAGGAGAGGAGAAGUUCUCAGAUUGCUAGGAGGGAGGAUGAGGAGCAGCUCCUUCUCAUCGAGGAAGAAGAAAGGCGAGAGAGAACGCGAAAGAAGCUCAAGUCAACUAAAAGAUGAUGCAGGCACUGCUGCCCUUUUUCCCUGCUUGUUUGUUAACGAAAGGCUGAAAGUGGUGCUGCAAUCAGCUGCCAUUUAUCAAUUCCAUGAAUAACUUUUCUUCCUAAAAUUGGAGGUUUGAUGACCACAUUGCUUCUGAAUCAACAAAUAAUGCUGUUGUUGUAGAGAGGUUUGUGUGCAUCUCAGUAGUUGGAGCUCUAGCAGUGUAUAUUUUCUGAACUUAUUUGGGGAUGAGAAGGAAAUUCUUAGAGUUCGAUUAUUUGAGAAACUCUUUUUUUUUUUUUUUCCUUACAUUUAUUUGAACUAAAAAAUUCAGCUUCUUUUA